AGCAGCAGCAGCAUCACCAACGGCAGCAGAGACGCAUCAGCAGCAGCAGCGGCGGGAUUCAGAAACAGGUUUUGUGGACGUGUGGCUGUGGAGCAAGGAGACGCAGCACAAACUGGAUUUAUUUUGGAGCCUCACAGAAGCACAGCCAAAGCCUGAGUAAGAAGAACCGGUGAAACACACUAUGCUGAAAGGCGGCACCGCCAAGGCGGCGCUGCCCAAGGCAGCAGCCCCUGAACGGACACGGCUGAUUUCCUCCCUUCCACACACCUCCACCUCUACAUCCAGCAGCACCUCCACAGGCAUGAAGACUUCCCGCUCCUCCAGCACCAUCGCCUCUGACCUGCGCCUCAGCCGGCUGAAGCGGGCAAGCAGUGAUGAUGCUCUGGCUAAGCCUGUCCUGGGUCCAGCAGCUGCAGCAUCACGUAUGAAGAAGACCAUUACAACCGGAGCCAUCUCUGAGCUGGCAGACAACAGACCACGCAGUCUGACAGGGAUCCAGUCGAGCAAAAAGUCAGGGAUACCUGCUCCCCGCGAAAUCUCUCAGACCAUCUCCAGGGAACGCACCUCACUACGAGACCAACUGAAGCCCGCUAAUACCAAGAAACUGAUUCCCAGUGCCAGCACUUCCAGCCUGUCCACCCUAGCAAAGCAUGGGUCCCGUGGAUCCGUCAAAACAAAGACAGAAGCCGAGAGUGCGGACAAAGCCCUCCUGGAGUGCCAGGUCAAGGAGCUUCUGGCUGAGGCCAAAGCCAAGGAGUUUGAGAUCAGCAAGUUGCGGAUGGAGCUGCAGCGAUACAGAGGCAAGGGGUCACCGCAGGAAGCUGGCACACCAGAUGGGACCUCAGAUGGGGAGAGAACUGAGCUGCAUAACCAGGAUGCGCAGAUAUUAGUUGGGGAGUUGAGGGAGAAGAACGGCCGUUUCCAGAGGGAGCUGGCCGCCUUACGGGAGGAGAACCAAGCCUUGAAGGAAAAGCUCAUUUCGUUGGAAACUUCUCCAGUUUCCAGUGGUAAUAACACAGCAACUUCUGCAUCAUUAACUAGUCCAUCCACAGCUUCUACGUCAAUAACCAGUCCAACCAAACCUUCUCUUAAUGGAGUUCUACCAGAGAGUGCUACCACUGAAAUGGGAGAAGGUGGACCACUGAAUGGCAGUCCAAUCAAAACCUCUGUAUCGUCCAGUAGUGACCUCACCAAAGGUUCUCCAUCGCCAGACUCCUCAGAGUUUGAGAAGAUCCCGUCUCGCUCAGAUUCCAUCAGCAGCAGUACCAAGGGUGUUACUCUAGGAGCCAUGGAACGAGACUUAUCAGUAGAAUGCUUGACAGAGCGCAUCCAGAAGAUGGAAGAGAGCCACCACAGCACAUCGGAGGAGCUCCAGGCCACGCUGCAGGAGCUGGCCGACCAGCAGCAGGUUGUGCAGGAGCUGACGGUAGAGAACGAGCGACUGGCCGAGGAGAAAGGACUCCUCCAAACCUCGCUACAACAACAGCGGGAGCGUGUGGAGCUCCUGGCUCAGAAGAAUGAGGCUCUUCUCCAGAGGCUCCGAGAGCAAGCCCAGAGUCACGAAGCCGAGGCCUCGCGUGCCUCCAGGACAGCAGAGCUGGAGCAGCGUUUGGCUGAGCAGGUGGAGAACUCGCGCUUUGAGAGGGAGAAGCUUGUGGACAUUCAGCAGCAGCUCACCGGAAGCUUGAGGGCUCUGGAGAAGGAGCACCAGGAGGCCCAGGCGACCGCAAGAAGCUUGAAUGAAGAGCUGGAGCUCCUCCGGCAGCUGCUGGAGAGAGAGAAGGAGUCCGGAGCAGAGGCAGCGAGGUUGGCAGACAGUGAGCAUCAAGCUGCAGAGGCUCUGAAGGCAGAGAACGAGCGCUUGAAAGGCCAUUUGGAGACAGAGAAGCAGAAGGUGGUGGAGCUGAAAGUGGUGCAAAGUGCCAGCAACAGUACCGAGCUGCAAGCCCUGCUGAAAUUGGCUCAUGCAGACAGAGACAAGCUGGAGGUCAGCUGUUCGGAGCUGAAGCAGGAGCUGCUGCAGGCACACAGUGAAUUGGAGCGUCUUCAGGAUUUGCUUAAUAAGGCUGAGGAAGAGCGGCAGCAACAUCAGGACAGAUUAGAGAAGCAGGAGCAGGACCACAAAUCCAGCCUGCUUGCUUUAGAGGAGAAGAGCAGGGAAGGAGAGAACCAGAUCAAGGACCUGAAGGAGACCAUCUUCGAGCUGGAGGACCAAGUGGAACAGCAGCGGGCUGUCAGACUUCACACCAACCAGACCAUCCUGGACUUGGAGAAUCAAAUCAAGAGGCUGGACGAUCAAAAGGUUGAGCAGGACAAGCAGAUGAGAGCCAUGAGCAAACAGAUAAAGGAAGAGACUGAAGAGUGGCGGCGUUUCCAGGCUGACCUACAGACAGCAGUGGUUGUGGCGAAUGAUAUAAAAGUGGAAUCGCAGCAGGAGGUGCGAAUGCUGCGGAGGCGGCUGCAGGAGGAGCAGGAGCGCAGUGCCAGACUGGCCUCGGAGCUGGAGCAGAUCCAGGGGGCCAGAAUCACAGCUGGAGCAGCAUUCGAAAACAACAAGACUGCGGUGGAGGGCCGAUAGAGAAUAUGUUACAUGAAUAUCUGUUACAUGAAUCAGAUGCUCGAAAGGCAGUAUUACAACAACACAGAUUUAUGUGUGCAAGUGUUAUUAUUGGAAAAAAGAUAUAUUGUUAACAUGCUCAGCCGUAAUCAUAUAUAACAUACAGCUGUGGAAAAAAAUAAGAGACCACUUAAAAAUGAUGAGUUUUUUUUAUUUUACCAAAUUGAAAACCUUUGGAAUAUAAUCAAGAGGAAGAUGGAUGAUCACAAGCCAUCAAACCAAGCUAAACAGCUUGUAUUUUUGUACCAGGAGUAAAGGCAUAAAGUUAUCCAAAAGCAGUGUGUAACACUGGUGGAGGAGAACAUGCCAAGAUUCUUGAAAACUGUGAUUAAAAACCAGGGUUAUUCCACCAAAUAUUGAUUUCUGAACUCUUAAAACUUAAUGAAUAUGAACUUGUUUUCUUUCUUCGUUAUUUCAGCCAUUUCUCAUUUUCUGCUAAUAAAUGCUCUGAAUGACAAUUUUUUUAUUUGGAAGUUGGGAGAAAUAUGUCUGUAGUUUAUGGAAUUAAAAUGUCCAUUUUACUCAAACAUAUACCUAUAAAUAGCAAAAUCAGACAAACUGAUUCAGAAACUAAAGUGCUCUCUUCAUUUUUUCCAGAGCUGUAAAUACUGACUAUAGAAUUUCCUGCAAAAUAUGUAAUUGUGGCUUAUUUAUUUACAAGAGCUGGAUUUUAAAUGUUCUAUCACUCAUAUGUGAAUAUCUCUUCUUAAUUUGCUCAGAUAUGUUAUGUAUUUAUCUAAACAGUUAAAGGAUAUUCCUGCAUUUUUCGUUCACUGUACAUAGAAUUGAAUGGAAAACCCGCAGAUUCAAAUCACAGAAUAUAGUUAAUGUAUGAGAUAAUGAUACUAAUUGGUGCUUUCACACAAACAGUACAAUCUCAAAUUUAGUUUUUUUUUCUUCUUCAUUUUCUGACAAAAUGUAAAUCUGACAUUUUAUGAUGAAAAUUGACCAUUAGAAAUGCUUCGUUAGAAAUCUUUUGGUACCACUUUAAAAUAAGACUAACUUUAUAAAGGGUUUAUAAAUGCAUUACAAUUAGUUUAUUAAUGGUUACCAAUUAGAUUGUAAAUGCCUUAAAAAUCUUUUUUUUUUUUUUUUUCAGUUUUAACACAUACGUUUUUGCUAGUAUGUCUACACCCUGGAGGCUGGAGCAGGGAGGCAAACUCAGGAGUAGUUGGGGUGGAUUUCAGGGACAUUUCAUAGUUGGGUGUGUAAAGCCAAAGCCUCCCCUGCAGGAGUGAUGAAGGAGAAAAGAGGGGGAGAUGGGGAGGUGGAGGGGGAGGAGAUAGUGAGGGUUUAUAUAGGGCUUGUUCCAUCUCCCAAAAUGAAGUUAUUCCAUAACUCCAACUAUUGACUUCUGUGAAUUUUAAAGAGGGUGUUUCUUCCAUCCUGUAAAUUUGCUAUUUUGGAGAUACAAGCGUUUUUGUCUGACAGUGACAAUAUUAUUUACUAUAUUAGAAGCUACUAGUCACUGUAGUAGAAACUGUAGUAAUUGUCCACUCUACUGUUUCUGCAGUGUUUUGUCUAAGACUCUUUAUGUGGAUGGUGCUAUCACUCUCUCCUGUAUUAUAGGAUAUUGUCUGUUUAGCUUGCUUUCUUUGCAGCUUGUGCUGAGAUAGCUAUUGUAUGACAUUACAGAUAACCUGUUAAGUGGGUUUAGGGUGGCCACACCAAUAUUUAUAACAGAAAUUGAUGUUUUAAAAUGACAAAAUUAAGAAUUACAAAGUAUAUACCAGUAGUAGUAAUAAAUACUGUUAUUUUUCAGCCCACCAGGGUUCUGGAACUUAGUAUGGAACUAUAUAUAUAUAUAUAUAUAUAUAUAUAUAUAUAUAUAUAUAUAUAUUAGAGCACAUAAAAUGUAGAUGUAAAAAUGCUGGAAUAUCCCUUUUAAAGAUAAUAGCUAUUAGCUACACUAGUUCAACAGUAGACAAUUUCAGUCCUGGAGUUGCUGGAUUUCUGCACAAUAAGCUGCAUUUUAAAGUCUAGGCCACAGUCGAGGUAGGACUGUGCUGUGAAGACUGUGAAGUCACAUGAUUACACUGAGGCACAAAACUUGUGUGCCUUUUCAUUUAUGCGCAGAGAUGAUGAAGAAAAAAAUGUGAAAAAACAUCUUGAAACAAACUCUGCUCAAGAGUCUUUGCUUCCCGGCACUUUUGUCCAAUUUUUGUAGUGCAGUUUUUUCUUAUUCUGCCCUUAUUUUGGAUGUGCACAGUGAAUUGUGGGUAACUAAGGGUUGGAAGGGUUGGUUUCUUUAAAUUACUUUAGAAUUUCUCAGCUCUGUAUGAAGGAUGCUUAACUUUGCAUCAGCCUUUAAUAAUGUAGAAAUGGAGCCAGUCUAGAAUGCAGCCUAGAAAGCAGAUGUUGUGAUUGAGCUUUUAAUGCUCAUCAGGUUUAUUUGGUCUGUUAAAGAUUCACUAAACAGCCUGAUUUUUGCUGACUCCACCCUCAGCUCAAAUUUGAAAAAUGCUAAAAAAAAAUGCUAAAAAAAUGCUAAAAAAAAAAAAAUGAGAGGAGUAGUUUGGGAGGGGCAUUGGGUGAUGUAUGGGUUUAGAGGCAGGGCAGGAGGGAGAGCUGAUUGGCUGAGCUGCAGCAGCAGCAGUGUUCCUCUGAUAGCGGCGGGGAGAUGCAGAUUGUUGGAUGUCAGCGGAGGUGGGGAGGCGGUAUUAUUGAUUGGCUGAUUUGCAUAUUGUGAUGUGUCUGCGUACCAAAAUACAAAGAAACAUUAUCCUCACCUAUAAUAGAACACAGUAGAACCUGAGAGAACCUGUAUAAUGACCACAAUAAAAGCAAUUUUUCUUAAAAGGUUAGGAAAGGUUUAUAAAAAAUGUAAGCAGGACUGGUAUGAUUCAUUUCUUCAAAAUAACACAGUUCAGCUAUUAAUGAAAAUAAAUAUGAUUUAAGCUUUUAAAAGCAGGGAACUCAGUGAACUGUGCAGGAAUCCAGCACUCCAGUAUCAGAUUCUCCAUCCUGUUCUAGUUGCUAGUUAAUAACUAAUGCACUUCUCUUGUGUUAUAAUGUGGCUUUGGCUUGAGCAAAACUGUAAAUACGUGAUAUUUUCUGCACAUUUGAAAUGUUUAUUUUGGGAAGGGACGGUGGGGAACUGAACCUAAAGAGAAAAAAAGAACAAGCAUACAGUGUUCCACUGUUUCACUGGUGUGUUUUUCCUGAUGAACACUGUUCCUGUUUUUCUUUCCAGUGCUUAAACUGAUGCUAUAUUAUAUUGCCUUAUAUUGACAGAAAGACAACGUUUCUGAGCAGGAAACUGUUACCAAACCAGCACUUUUUUUUAGCUUUGUUUUAACAGUCUGUAUUUAUCAGUUUGGAAGACUUAAUUAACAGCUUGAUUUUAAUAUGAUUUACACACAAUUUGAUCAAUUUAAGUUUAAGGGUUGCUGUAAAUAUUAACCCAAAUAGAUCUACGGUUUGAUUUGGUUUGUGGUUUCAACGAGUGUACUGUUCUUUCAGAAUGUUUACAUCAACAAGGAUGUGCCUUGUGGUCUUAAUUUUAUGUUGUUGUUUUUUUUUUGUCUUUUUUCAGAUCUAAAUCAGUUUUUAGUUAGAUUUUGAGCCGUCCAGAAAAACACUGUUGUUCCCUUUAAUUAUAAAUGUUCUUUAAAAAACGUCCUUUAGGGGAUGUGGCUGUUUAGCAAAUUUAGCUGUUAUUAGAAAAACACCACUAGAUGGCACCAACAUCAUAAUAUUAUUGUAGUAUAUUAAUAAAUGUAAAUACAUUUAUUCCUUCUGACAAAUUCUGUUGAGACCUAAAGUGAUGAUUCUAAGUCUACCGAAGACAUUUAAUCCUUAACCCUUUCAGGCACACAGAGAAUUUAUUUUCAAAUGUCAGAUUUACUGAUGUUUUCCUAACAAUGACCAUUAUACCUCAAAGGGUUAAGUGUUUAUAAUAAUUUGUCAUGUUACAACUGUAAGAAAAUAUGAAGAUUAGGUCUUAAACACUUAAACAUGUCUAAUUCUAGCCUUUUCUCUCCAUUUCAAUCUGUGGAAGUUUUAAACAAAACCUUUAAAUGACAUUUCAAUGAUGUUUUAUUUGUUGAAGUAUUUCAGUAUGAAAUCUUGUCUUUCACAUUUUUGAAUGUUAACACAUAAGAGCCAUUCAGAGAUCCUCACACAGAUCCUUUACUGCCAUUUCGCAAAUCUCAGGUUUCUAUCGCCAGUACCCAUCAUGCUCAAGAUCAGACGCCACUCCGUUCUGAUUUACUGGCACAUGCUGAAACGAAAACUUCAGGAUAUAAAUCUUACCAGAAAAACAUUAACAUGAUCAGUCAGGUUUAAAGCCUCAAAUCAAGCCAUGUACAAGCCAUGAGAUUAUGUGACUGCGCGAAGCUUUAAUUUAUUUACUGUUUAAACCAAUGUUGUGUGUUACAAUGACGACGUGGACAUCCGUGACCAAAAUGCUGUCUGCUCCUGAUCACAUGGUUAUUAAUGUAUGAUUGAUGAUUCACCUUUUUAUCGUGACUGUUGUUGCUGUGAGGUUAAUAAACCACAAUUUUAUCAUG
Molecule: messenger RNA, 7128 nt
Organism: Astyanax mexicanus (Mexican tetra)
Lineage: Eukaryota; Metazoa; Chordata; Actinopteri; Characiformes; Acestrorhamphidae
Gene: specc1
Product: sperm antigen with calponin homology and coiled-coil domains 1
Exons: 9
Coding region: 182-2578 (798 amino acids)
Biological process (GO): actin cytoskeleton organization
Cellular component (GO): microtubule organizing center; filamentous actin
Molecular function (GO): protein binding
Source: RefSeq, a predicted model, not a curated record